Molecule: messenger RNA, 687 nt
Organism: Sesamum indicum (sesame)
Lineage: Eukaryota; Viridiplantae; Streptophyta; Magnoliopsida; Lamiales; Pedaliaceae
Product: flowering-promoting factor 1-like protein 3
Biological process (GO): regulation of flower development
Source: RefSeq, a predicted model, not a curated record
UCAUGCGCACCAUGCUUUGAUCAGUUCAUUGUAAAAUCUUUCAUCUCUCUUUUGACAGAAACACACACACACAUAUAUAUAUAUAUAAUGUCAGGUGUGUGGGUGUUCAAGAACGGCGUCGUCCGGCUGGUGGAGAACCCCGGCGACUGUCCCCGCCGGAAACUGCUAGUCCACUUGCCGACCAACGAAGCCAUUACAUCAUACGAAGUUCUUGAAAGGAAACUGUUGUCUCUUGGGUGGGAGAGGUACUAUGAUGAUCCUGACCUUCUGCAGUUCCACAAGAGGUCAACAAUUCACCUCAUUUCCCUUCCCAGGGACUUCUCCAAGUUCAAGUCCAUUCACAUGUACGACAUCGUUGUCAAGAAUCGCAACGAAUUUGAAGUUAGAGACAUGUGAUCGAUGAUCGUGUAUAUAUAUAUGUGUUCUCUGCUUUUCUAGGAUUUCCUCGGUGUGCUUUUGUUUUUCUUUGAAGUUGAUCAGUUAAUUGUGUUUUGAAGGGGUCUGUGGAAUUUAGGUUAUUCAUAGUUUGAGAGAGUGUUUGUUGAUUAAUAUGUGGAUAAUCAUGGUACAUAAAUAUAUAUAUAGUUUGAAAGUACAAAGGGCUCUUGCUUCCUUAAUGCUCUCGAGGUAUUGUAAAGUGUGUAAGAAUGCAAUGGAAGUCUAUGUUUGAAUUGUGUGUGCUCAAAA